AUGACAAAUUUCAGUUGGCAAGAUAUUGAUGAUUCCAAGUUUGAUAAGUUUUUCUCAUCUCUACUUGAAAUGGAAGACCUUAAGAAGAAUUUCAAAGAUGAUUGGGAUAAAAAAACUGAACCGCAAGGCAAAGCAAGGGUUGUUUGUCAUGAAGAUUUAACUUUAAAGGACAAAAGCAAGUUUGAGUCGGAUCUGGACAAAUUUUUGAUACCGAAGAACAAGUCCCAUGUUGAUCCUACAGGGAAACAAAUGUUGUGUUUUCUGAAACGAGUCUGUGCUCUACAUUUGUUUCUGAUGUCGAAGACAGUUGCAAUCAUUGAGUUCACUAAGGUUGCAGAAAACAGAAUGCGUUUACCGUCUGCUGUUUCCGAGGAUUUGUGUCUUUCUAUUCACAACCUCCGUGAUGUUUCACUUCAAAACCUUAGAUGUGAGGUAACAAACAUGAACACUAUAGUGGAAAAGAAUGGAGAUGGUUACAGUACAAACUACACUAUCAAAGUGAAGAUUAUUAGUUUGUGGAGAAAGAAGAUGAAAGGUAAUGAAAGAGAGACAUAUCAUAUCGAUAUGAUACUAAUGGAUGAGAUGAUUCAAGCUUCUUGCUUACAUAGGCUGUUUUCAAAAUUUGAGAGACAUCUUAAUGUUGAUGAUUGCCUUAUAAUAAAAAGGCCAUCUCUUGCUGCGAACACUGCAUCUUUCAAAAUUGUUCCUAACAAUCAAAAGCUCUCUUUUUAUUACCAUACAUUUGUCGAAAAGUGCAGUAACUGGGAUGGUCCACAGUUCGUUUUCGAUUUUGUUGAUUUCAAGGAUGUUCUGUCACAGAGAUACAAGGAGGGUACAACAAUAGAUUUCAUCGGUUACGUUGUUGUUUGCUAUAAAAUUGAGGACACUAACAAAAAAGAUGGUACUAAAGGAAAACGCCUCAAUCUUAAGCUUCAAGAUCUCGAAGAUGUUGAGGUUGAUUUAACUCCUUGGGAUGAUUAUGCCAAGGACAUGAGUUCGUACAUGGUUAGUCAAGAUCGUGAAGCGCAUGUUGUCAUCGCUGUACAUUUUGGUGCUGUUAAAACCUACAAAGGUAAAUGGGGGAUUUCUAAUAAUUUUGAUGGUACACGGCUUUUUAUUAAUGACAAUUUUGAUCAGAUGCUAACGUUUAUUGCAAAACUUGCUGCUUCGGCCGAGUCAAGUAGCCAUCUAGGGUCGUUUGUGAUAUGUUCUGUUGAAGAUGAAUUUAUGAACAAUGAUGUUUUUUCACCAAUUGCUUAUAUUGGCUCAAUCAUUCAGCCAAAAAAAGUUGUUAUUGUUGGAACUAUUGUAGCAAUUGUUUCUGAUAAGAUGUGGUAUUAUGAUGGAUGUAACUAUUGCAAGUCCAAAGUUGAGCAAAACUUUGAAACUUAUGAUAGGGAGGAUGGUACAAGUGAUGUUAGAGAUGAGAAGAUGUACCAAUGCUCCAACAAGGAUUGUCAAGGCAAAGAUGUUUUCCCGAUGUCGAGGUUUAAAAUACCAAUUCGUGUUCAAGAUUCAACCAGUACGGUGACACUUACAUUGUUUGAUCACGAGGCGUUGAAGUUUGUUGGUAAAACCGCAAAGGAACUUAUACAAAUUCAGGACGAGAUACUCAAGACUAAUGAGGUUCCAAGAGCAUAUCCUGUUGAGUUUGAGACCUUGCUUAACCUCAAGUGUGCUUUUGUUAUUAGAGUAACAGACUUUAAUAUUACAAAUGCUGUUGAGAAUUAUGGUAUAUCAGUUGUUACCAAUGAUGUUGAUAUCUUGGAUCAGCUAAACAAAAAAUGGAAAAUUGAUCAAAUUGAUGUCUCUGAUUCGUUUGCUAUGAGUCAGUCUGAUUUCCAAGAUGCUGGCGGUGAAACUACAAAGGAUGGUGUUUCUUACACUGGAGAUAACUCUACACCUGUUUCAAAGGAUUCUGUUGUUGAUUUGAAUCAAUCAUCAUCUGAUUUGAAGCGUAACCUUGGUGAUGUUUAUGCGAUUGAAGACGGAAUUGGAUCGUCGGCAAUUGCUGAGGCAAAAAAUAGGCGUAGAUUAAGAAAACUCUAUCUUGAUAGUAAGAGAUCCACUAUUAGUCGAAAAUGUAUUCUUUCAAAAGGGGAUUCAACGGCUUCAUCAGGAAGACGUGUCGUUUUAAACAACAAAGAAAAUAUAACACCGAAUUCUUCAAUCAGCAGUUUGCCUACGAAUUGUUCAUAUGUGAUACCUUUAAGCAAUCGUUUAAAUUCUUCGAGCAACGUAUCAACUUCCAUUCUAACACCUUCUACUUCGAAGAAGAAAGGAAAAUCGGUGCAAGACCCUUAUAUAACACCAAAGCGUACACCGUUGUCAAAUGUGUCAAACAUAAUACCAGUAAAUAAUAAAAAUUAUUCAAGAGUGGUUACGUCUUCAUCUGGAUCAUUGUUAACGUUAGAUAGGAAGACAAGUAAUUUGCAAGAGUCGUCUAUAUCAAGACGACGUACAAAUAGUGCAAACAAAGAAAACGUAACACCUGCUUCGUGUAUCACAAACAUUCGUUCAGAAAUUCAUAAUGUCUCACAGUUUACUAAUGCUAUGUCUUCUUUGAAUCGUAUUUCUCCUGACAAUAUUGCAACGUCAUCUACUAUACCACUGACCGAUUGCUAUUCUAUUACUCCCCGGAUUGUUAGUAAACGCCAUGCAACAUCUUCGACGAGGGAAACGUCUUCGGUAAAAAGGUUGUUUUCUGGAAAGCGUACGCUUACUCAUAAACCAAUCGAAAUAGAACCCAUACCAAUGGCAGAUCUUGAUUUUGACGAUGAAAAUCGUAUUCAACAAGUGGAUAAAGACGUCACCAAAGGCACAUCUACAGAUUACCUUGAUCAUGGCGACCAAUGUAUUUGUUGUGGGUUAUGCUUUGCAAAGUUUUGGCGAACUGAAGCUGGAAAGGGUCGGAUUACACUUGAAAAGCGAACAUAUGGCUUAUGUUGUGGUUAUGGUAAAGUUGACUUACCUGAGUAUAAAGAAUCUGACCCAGCUUACCAGAUGCUUUUUCGAUCUUUAGAUUCAGAUAGCAAGUUUUUCUUAAAGAACAUUCGACGUUACAACUCAAUGUUUUCCUUUACUUCUAUGGGAGGAAAAGUUGAUACUAAAAUAAACAAAGGUAAUGCUCCUUUUGUUUAUAGAAUCAGCGGUCAGAAUGCACAUAAUAUGGGUAGCCUUCUUCCUAAAGCCGGAGACCAACCAAAGUUUUCACAACUUUAUAUUUAUGAUACUGAGAAUGAACUUUUCAAUAGGAAGACCUUAUUUCGCGAUUCAACAACUCAGUUUUCUUCCAGAGCAAAAGAGCUUGACGAUAAAUUCAUAAAGUAUCUUACCGACAUGUUAGAUUCAAAAAAUAUGUUGGUAAAAACAUAUCGGAUGGUUCGAAACCAUCUUCAUGAGAAACCUAACGUUUCUCUUAGGCUUCGGUUGAUUUAUCAGAGAGAUCGAGAUGGCAGGACUUACAAUUUACCUACAUCAUCAGAAGUUGCUGCUUUAAUUGUUGGCGAUGAAGAUCAAAGCGUGGAACAACAUGACAUUAUUGUCGAAGAGCAGUCAGGAGCGCUUAAACGUAUUAGCGAGUUACAUCCGUCAUACCUUGCUCUACAAUAUCCAAUUCUUUUUCCAUAUGGAGAUGAUGGCUAUAGGAUUAACAUUCCUCAUAGGGAUUUUGGUCCAAACACAAAGAAGACACGUCCAAAUUGCACGAUGAGAGAGUUCUUUGCUUAUAGAAUGCAUGAUAGGGAUAACAAGUUCUCUCUAAUCCUUAAUGCGAGGAGGUUGUAUCAGCAGUUUAUAGUCAACGCAUACGCAAUGAUCGAAAGCGAGAGGCUAAACUACAUACGAUUUCAGCAAACAAAAUUAAGAUGCGAAUCGUUUAAUAGUCUAAAAAAUGUUCAGCAAGUUGGCCAAGGUGAUUUGUCGCAUACUGGAAAACCUGUCAUAUUACCUUCGUCGUUUACUGGUGGAGCUCGCUAUAUGAUGCAAAAUUAUCUAGAUGCUAUGGCUUUAUGUAGGACUUAUGGGUAUCCUGAUUUUUUUAUAACUAUUACAUGUAAUCCGAAAUGGCCCGAGAUGGUAAGGUUUAUUGGUGACUCAUCAGUUAAGCCUGAAGACAGACCCGACAUACUUUGUCGAUUGUUUAAGAUGAAGCUUGAUGCAUUGAUAAAAGACCUUAAGGAAAAAAAAUUCUUGGCGAUAUUAAUGCGGAAGUGUGGUCUGCCACAUGCUCAUUUAUGUGUGUUUUCGAAAGCUGAUCAUAAGGUUCCUACUGUUGAACAUAUCGACCCUUUUAUCUCAGCUGAGAUUCCUGAUAAGAAUGAAGAUCCUGAAUUAUAUUCUCUGGAAACCGUUGUUCUAAGAAUUUUCCAAAGAAGUUUUUGGAGGCUACUUCUGUUGAUUCAGAUGGAUUUCCGCUUUAUAGGCGAAGAGACGACGGUCACAGUUAUCAAGAAGGGUGUCACAUUGGACAACAGGAGCGUCGUUCCAUACAACAAAAGGCUUCUUAGAAGAUAUCAGGCGCACAUUAAUGUGGAGUGGUGCAAUCAGGCAGGUUCAAUUAAGUAUUUGUUUAAAUACAUUAAUAAAGGACCAGACACAGCCACUAUUGCUGUUAUAGAUUCGGACAGAGGAAUUGAAGAGGAGAUACCGAAAGAUGAAAUAAAAGAAUAUUACGAGGCAAGAUAUGUUUCCGCAUGUGAAGCCAGUUGGAGAAUAUUUGCAUGUGAAGUUCACUAUAGGUAUCCGUCUGUUAUGAGGUUACCAUUUCAUCUUCCAGGCCAGCAAAAUGUAGUAUUCAGUGGUGAAGAUGUCCUAAAUAAACCUCAGGUUAAUUCUUCUAUUUUUCUAGAGUGGAUGAACAUGAACAAAAAACCAGAAGCAAGGAAACUUACCUAUGUUGAGUUUCCAUCAAAGUAUGUUUGGAAGUUACAGGAUCGUUGCUGGCAGCCGCGAAAAAAUUAUGUUGUGGUUGGGAGAAUCUAUUCUGUUUCUCCUUCCCUUGGUGAGGCUUAUUACCUUAGAAUUCUUCUAACCAAGGUCAAGGGUCCACGAUCUUUUGAAGAAAUUAGAACCUAUGAGGGUGUUGUUUAUCCUACUUUUAGGGAUGCAUGUUAUGCACAUGGCCUUUUAGACGAUGACAACGAAUACAUUGAGUGUUUUGUUGUUUCAGAUGAGCGUUUAAAGAAUAUAACGUUGUCUAAAAUCGAAAACUAUCUUAUCCGUAAUGGAUCCAGCUUGCGUAGAUUCUCACCAAUGCCUGUUCCAGACGAGGAUUCCACAGUAUACGAGACCAACCGUCUGAUAAAUGAGGAGCUUUCUUGGGACAAGGAUGAAGUUAGGGCUGAAUUCAAUAAGCUUCAUAAUUCUUUAAAUGAUGAUCAAAGAGCAGUGUAUAACGAGAUCAUGUCUGCUGUUGGACGUGGGAAAGGUGGUGUUUUUUUUGUGUACGGUUACGGUGGUACAGGUAAGACAUUUCUGUGGAAAACUUUAGCUGCUUCCAUAAGAUGCAAUGGAAAUAUUGUUAUUAAUGUUGCUUCAAGCGGUAUUGCGUCAUUGUUGUUAUCACGAGACCGAACUGUCCAUUCAAGAUUUCAUAUUCCGAUUAAUCUUAAUGAAGAUUUUGUUUUCCAUAUCAAGCCUAAUUCUGAAAUCGCUAAUCUUCUAAACGAAGCAAAGUUGAUUAUUUGGGAUGAAGCACCGAUGGUACACAAACAUGCUUUCGAGGCUCUUGACCGUACAUUGAAAGAUGUUUUGAGUGUCUCUGAUUCACGUAAUUCUGAACUUCCCUUUGGUGGAAAGACUAUUGUUUUCGGUGGUGACUUUAGGCAAAUCUUACCGGUUGUACAGAAUGGAAGCAGGCAAGAUAUCAUACACGCCUCUUUAUGUUCAUCUUACAUUUGGUCCACUUGCAAGGUUUUAAAAUUGACCAAGAACAUGCGUUUAUCUGUUGGAACCAGUAGUUCAAACAUUGAUGAGAUAAACAAUUUUGCGAAAUGGCUUCUUGAAAUUGGUGAAGGCAAUCUUGGUGAUGGUAACGAUGGCGAGUCAACUAUAGAAAUACCAAACGAUCUUUUAAUAACUGAUUCAACUGAUCCAAUUCAAAGCUUGAUUGACUUUGUAUAUCCGUCAGUUCUUCACCGUUUUAAAGAUUGUGACUACUUUUCAGAAAGAGCAAUACUUGCUCCUAAAAAUGAAGUUGUACAUGGUAUCAAUGAUCGUUUGCUUGCAUUAUUUCCCGGUGAAGAAGAAGAGUAUCUUAGCUCAGAUAGUUUAUGCCCAACUGAGGAAAUUAAUGAUUCAUUACACCAAGAUUUGUAUAAUCCUGAUGUGUUAAAUAGUGUCAUUGUUUCUGGCUUACCAAAUCAUAGAUUGGUGUUAAAGGUGGGUGUUCCAGUCAUGCUUUUGAGGAACAUUGAUCAGCAAAAUGAAUUAUGCAAUGGUACGCGUCUUCAGAUUACACGUCUUGGUAAACAUGUUAUAGAGGCUGAGAUACUAUCGGGAGGUAAUGUUGGUUCAAGAACUUACAUUCCCAGAAUUAGCAUGAUACCGUCAGACAAGAAAAUACCCUUCAAGUUUCAACGAAGGCAGUUUCCGAUAACCGUAUGUUUUGCCAUGACUAUUAACAAAAGUCAAGGACAAUCUCAUUCAAGAGUUGGUCUGUACCUAAGAGACCCCGUUUUCUCACAUGGUCAGCUUUAUGUUGCGUUGUCGAGAGUAAAGACCAGAGAUGGCGUGAAGCUUUUAAUAUUUGACAAAGAUGGAAGGCCAACGAAUAAAACUGCAAAUGUUGUUUACAAAGAAAUAUUUGGAAAGUUGCAGUAA
Molecule: messenger RNA, 6822 nt
Organism: Helianthus annuus (common sunflower)
Lineage: Eukaryota; Viridiplantae; Streptophyta; Magnoliopsida; Asterales; Asteraceae
Exons: 27
Coding region: 1-6822 (2273 amino acids)
Biological process (GO): DNA repair; telomere maintenance
Molecular function (GO): DNA helicase activity
Source: RefSeq, a predicted model, not a curated record